AUGAGCCACACCGACAAAGGGUAUGCCGGCCCAAUGCCAGUCCUCUGGGACGAAACUUGGCAAAGGCAAACAAAGGAUGGCAAACUGAUCGAAUCUAGUAGCGAGUGCUCGAUCUCCUUCCAUAAAUCCAUCCCUACCGAGCCGCUGCAACAGGAACAAGGCAUUUUGACUUCUGGAUUUAUCACAUGUUCUUCCUGA
Messenger RNA from Histoplasma mississippiense, 198 nucleotides. RefSeq lists its product with no specific name. Bases 1 to 198 code for a protein of 65 amino acids. The record is from RefSeq and is a predicted model, not a curated record. The transcript has a single exon. Lineage: Eukaryota; Fungi; Ascomycota; Eurotiomycetes; Onygenales; Ajellomycetaceae.